CCGCUGCCGUAAACCACCCUGGCACCGUCGCAAAACGAAGCCGCGAGCGCCCGGCCGCUGCCCUGACUGUCGCAAAAAGCGUCCGCGCCUUGCGGCGGCCGCCCGCCGGCGGCGAAUGGGGGGCGAUGCAAGAUGGCGGCGGUAGCUGAGGAGCCGCCGGAGGUGGCGGCGGUGAAGCCCGACCCUGAGGCGGGGACGCCGCCGCAGCCCCCCGCCGCCGCUCCCCCGGCCGCCGCCGCCACAGCCCCCGCCGCUCCUCCGGCCCCGGCGGCUGAGGGGGAAGCGGCGGGGAACGGCGGGGAUGCGGCGGCCGCCGCUAAGGCUGCGGCACCGGGCCCGGCCGCCUCCCCGGCGGCGCUGGACCGGCAGACGCUCGUGGCCGUGCUGCAGUUCCUGCGGCGGAGCAACCUCCGCGAGUCCGAGGAGAUCCUCCGCCGGGAAGCACGCCUGCUCGGCGACGACCUGGGAGCCGCUGCCCUCAGCCCCACCGGAGCCGGGCUUUUGGGAGCAGCCGGCGGCGAGGGGGAUGCCGGCGGCAGCGAGGCGCUGCUCAACCGGGUCACCGCCGCCGCCGCCAUCUCGAUAGGAGGCAGCGUCGCCACCGUCGCCUCUGCCAGCCCCGGGGUAGCGGCAGCCGCCGCCGUGCCGCCGGGGAAAGUUGGAGGAGGUGUUGUGGAAGAUCAGCCAGAUGUGAGCGCAGUAUUGUCUGCCUACAAUCAGCAGGGGGACCCCACCCUGUAUGAGGAAUACUACAGUGGAUUAAAAAACUUCAUUGAGUGCUCGCUGGACUGUCAUCGAGCUGAAUUGUCUCAACUGUUUUAUCCUCUCUUUGUGCACAUGUACUUGGAGUUGGUCUACAAUCAGCACGAGAGUGAGGCAAAGUCUUUCUUUGAAAGAUUUCAUGGGGAUCAGGAGUGUUAUUACCAGGAUGACCUCCGUGUAUUAUCUAGUUUAACCAAAAAAGAACAUAUGAAAGGUAACGAGACCAUGCUGGAUUUCCGAACGAGCAAGUUUGUGCUGCGUAUUUCCCGGGACUCUUACCAACUCUUGAAGAGGCAUCUGCAGGAAAAGCAGAACAAUCAGAUCUGGAACAUUGUUCAGGAACAUCUCUACAUUGAUAUCUUUGAUGGAAUGCCUCGAAGUAAACAACAGAUAGAUGCCAUGGUUGGAAGCUUGGCUGGGGAGGCAAAACGAGAGGCAAAUAAAGCAAAGGUGUUCUUUGGCUUAUUGAAAGAACCAGAGUUUGAUGUGCCUUUGGAUGAUGAAGAUGAAGAAGGAGAAAAUGAGGAAGGAAAACCAAAGAAGAAAAAACCUAAAAAAGAUAGUGUAGGAUCAAAAAGUAAAAAACAAGACCCUAAUGCUCCUCCCCAAAACAGAAUUCCUCUGCCUGAACUGAAAGACUCUGACAAACUGGAUAAAGUAAUGAAUGUGAAGGAAGCUGCCAGACGUGUGCGUCUUGGCCCAGAGUGCCUGCCCUCCAUCUGCUUCUACACAUUCCUUAAUGCUUACCAGGGUCUAACUGCAGUGGAUAUUACAGAUGACUCUAGCAUGAUUGUAGGAGGCUUUGCUGACUCUACAGUAAGAGUGUGGUCUGUGACUCCGAAAAAGCUACGUAGUGUGAAAGCUGCAGCAGACCUCAGUCUAAUCGACAAAGAAUCAGACGAUGUCCUGGAGAGGAUCAUGGAUGAGAAAACAGCCAGUGAGUUGAAGAUUUUGUAUGGUCACAGUGGACCUGUCUAUGGCACCAGCUUCAGUCCUGAUAGGAACUAUCUGUUGUCCUGUUCUGAGGAUGGCACAGUCAGAUUGUGGAGUCUCCAAACAUUCACAUGUUUGGUGGGAUAUAAAGGACACAAUUAUCCAGUAUGGGAUACACAGUUCUCGCCUUACGGAUAUUACUUUGUGUCAGGGGGACAUGACAGAGUGGCUCGACUGUGGGCAACAGAUCACUACCAGCCUUUACGGAUAUUUGCUGGCCAUCUUGCUGAUGUCACAUGUACCCGAUUUCAUCCCAACUCUAACUAUAUUGCCACUGGCUCAGCAGACAGGACUGUACGGCUCUGGGAUGUUCUAAAUGGGAAUUGUGUAAGAAUAUUCACUGGACAUAAGGGACCAAUUCAUUCGUUGGCAUUUUCUCCUAAUGGACGAUUCCUGGCUACCGGAGCAACAGAUGGCAGAGUUCUGCUGUGGGAUAUUGGACAUGGCUUGAUGGUUGGAGAAUUGAAAGGGCACACUGACACUAUCUAUGCGCUUCGAUUCAGUAGAGAUGGGGAAAUCUUAGCAUCAGGUUCAAUGGAUAACACAGUUCGGCUGUGGGAUGCUGUGAAAGCAUUUGAAGAUUUAGAAACUGAUGACUUUACUACAGCCACUGGACAUAUAAACUUGCCUGAAAACUCUCAGGACUUAUUACUAGGUACAUACAUGACCAAAUCAACCCCAGUUGUACACCUUCAUUUUACCCGCAGAAACUUGCUACUAGCUGCAGGAGCCUACAGUUCACAGUAAACGGAGAAGCUGUAAGACUGGCUGUGCCAAGUUGUUGCAGUAGCGACCUCAGGAUGUGAGACAAGGAGGAAUGUCUUGUACAGGUGGACCUCACCAGUCUGUUGCAGGAAAAACAAAACUAUGUAAACUAACUCAAGCAGCGUCUUCUGAGUUCUGCUUUCAUAUUUAUCCACAGUUUGAAAAUGCUGGAGAUUGACAGGACAUCAUCGUGGCUUUAAAGGAAGGAAUUGUUUCAUGGUGCUUUUGAUAAAAAAUAUAUGUAUGUAUGUAUAUGAAAAUGGCUGUCUCAGAGAUGGUGUUGAGCUCUGCUGAAACUUUUGGGAAGUUAACAGCCUUGGUAUGUGUUCUCAGAUGAUUUUUUUAAAGCACUUAACUUACGGUUGGCAAAUGUUUAAUCAGUCUCAAGCACAGGUAAAAACUAUUAAGAAAAGAAUGUAGUUUAAUUCACUGUAGCCUGGGCUGGGCAACAGGUAUAGUGAGAGUAUCACAGCAACAAAUAGGGCAUUGAAAAAAUAGGCCCAACAGGCAGAAGCUUGUGGGGAACUGUGGAGAAGUUACAUAUGGAUUUUAUGCAUCCAAGCACCAAGUCCUGAAAAGAUUUCAAACUCCUGUGCUUUUUUGAGGUAUCAGAAAUGCAGAUCUUGUUAUUCUGUUUUCACAGGUAGCUUCUGCUGCAUGAUAAGCAACCAGAAAUACAGUGUGAACACGUUGGAGGGGGGUUGGGGAGAAGGGGUUGAGGCACAGCCGAAAUGGUUCACCCACUCUUAAAAAGAGGGGAAUUAAUCCUGUCUUAUUAGAUCUAAAAGAGCUUCAAAAACCUGCAUCCCUUCUCCAUAUGGUUUAGUAUAUCAAACUGUAAAACUAGUGGACAAGACAUCAAAACAUUAUUGCAGAGCAAGCAGCUUAACCAGUCCUAAGUGUGAUUAUCAGCUUUGAAGGGCUAGCUCAUCGGCUGAUGAGAUACUUUCCACCUAGAAAACCACCCCAGUAAGUCUUGCUGGACAACUAGUAAAGCGGAGAGCUUCGUUUCUAAGGAAAAGUAAAACAUGCAAAGCACUGGGAGACAGAACUUUUUGGGUCUUUGAACAGAAACAUCACUACCAAAAGAAAGCCCUUCCCCUCCUUUUUUUUUUUGUUAAUCUUACAAGCUCUAUACUGGGAAAUCUGUUUUGUGUUCCCUUUUACUUACAAUAAGGGCAUGGACCCUUGUAUGGCUGAGUCUCUAGUGAAAAUGUGAAAAACAAGAUUUGACAUUUCUAAGGUAACAUAAAUGGAGAACUACCUCUUAUCAUCCUUUCUCUGACUCUAACCCUUGGAGUAAAGGUGCAUUAGAGGCAUUAAACGUCAAGAUAAAGGGUGGAAAAUUCAUUAGGAAAUUCACCUGGAAGUUUUCUUUAAAGACAAAGUAUUUUCUUUAACUAAAUUAUUGAGGUGUGGUGUUUUUUUUUUGUUUUUUUUUUUUGCACGGAAUGGUACCUCAAAAUUUCCUAGCACCCAAUACAACCUGUUGGAUUUAAUUACAGUGAAUCAAGCAAGUUACCUGAAAGCAUGUACAGAUUUGACAGCUUAAAGAAAACACUGCCACAUUCUGCCUUUGUAUUUUGUACAGUUUUAUACUUUUGAUAGUAUAAUAAAUACUAAAACCACAUAGCUUGUGUCCGUAGACUAUAUGUUAUGAGAAGAUACUUCCCUUGAUGGCUGCAAUGGAAGCAAGAAUGCUGCUUAUAAAUGUUAGUACUCUCCUGAGAGAAACAAAGUAGUUCAGAAGUGCUGUAGUUGAUGACCAACUGUUUAAUGUAAAUUUAGUUCAAGUGGCAGAUGAUACAUUCUAGCUAAUUACGUGUAUUACAGUUACCACCACCAAUCAGGAAAGCUGUAUAGAGCAGAGGCAGUUGGUGUAAACAUAAGACAGAUUUAUUCCUAUUAUUAGGACACUAGAUUUUAUUCAGAAGGGUGGGCCAGCAUGUAAAAAUGACUAAGAAUACACCAAUGAGAGUGGGAGAGCACAAGAACCUUGUGUAAUUUCUCUGAAUUACAUUCUCUUUUUUCCAAGCAACUGCGCCCAUCUCCUGAUGCUCUAAGUUUAGGAAUUGUAUUUGCAGCAUGCUUGAGAAUCAAAAGUCCUAGGUUCAACUCCUGCUGCUGGCAGCCUUCCAAGAGCCACGGUGCUGCAUAAUCACAUUCAUGUCAGCACUAGCGUGAAAACUAAGGAACUGAAUUUUACUGAAUAUUGAGGGAUAGAAAGACAGUGGGUAGAGAACAUGACAGAGCAGCUUUAGUGGUGGGCACAGAGGGGCUGUAUAUACCUAACUGGUAGGAAAAGCUCAUUAAGAUACUGUGCCCAGAAAAGCAGUAGUAUUGAACUACUUAAGUUACUAUUUGUGAACACGUAGGGUUGUAACAGUUUGGUAUCAGCAAAAAGCAAGCUAUUUUCAUGCUGCAGUUACCUCUUUAAGAGAGGCCAGUAACAGAAAAAGCUCAAAUACCGUAAUUAGUAAACAACCCCUAUAUUUCACUGUUCUGGUCCCCCAAUUCCUCCCACUCCCCCUCCUUACCCCUUGACUAAGAUGGCUCACAAGAACAAGACAAAAUACUCUCAAAUGAGUGCUCAGGAAGCACUGCGCUAAAUUCGAUCUCAUGAUCUAAAAAGAUGUAACACCUCCAUGCCAUCAAAUCCCAUUUAUACACUUUAA
Molecule: messenger RNA, 5195 nt
Organism: Cygnus olor (mute swan)
Lineage: Eukaryota; Metazoa; Chordata; Aves; Anseriformes; Anatidae
Gene: TAF5
Product: TATA-box binding protein associated factor 5
Exons: 11
Coding region: 133-2502 (789 amino acids)
Biological process (GO): transcription initiation at RNA polymerase II promoter
Cellular component (GO): transcription factor TFIID complex
Molecular function (GO): protein binding; RNA polymerase II general transcription initiation factor activity
Source: RefSeq, a predicted model, not a curated record